Messenger RNA from Daktulosphaira vitifoliae (grape phylloxera), 2076 nucleotides. RefSeq lists its product as uncharacterized. Gene Ontology annotation, molecular function: protein binding. The record is from RefSeq and is a predicted model, not a curated record. Bases 116 to 1903 code for a protein of 595 amino acids. The transcript is spliced from 19 exons. Lineage: Eukaryota; Metazoa; Arthropoda; Insecta; Hemiptera; Phylloxeridae.
UAAUAGUAUAAGUCAGUCCACUAAUUUUAUAUAGUUAAUCAAAGAAAUUUUUAAUAUUGUCUAUUUUUUUGAAGCGAAAUUCUUUUAAAUUAAUUAUUUAAUAAAAGUGAAUACGAUGAUCUACAUAAUACUAGCUUCAAUUGUUUUUGUCAGUAUUAAUGAAUAUCGAUGUUGCGGUCCAGCCGGUACUACAGAGAACUCCUGCAAUGAAUGGAAUAAAGUGUCUUACACUGGAAAUUUUGCAGAAAAAUUGACUACAAUUGCAAAGCCUCCAGGAUUUUUCGAUGGAGUAUCGACAUUUUUCACCCAGGAGUUAUUCAAAAAUCCCACAACAGUUAAAGAACAAAAAUAUAACCUUUUGAAGUAUUAUGUUUCUUUUGGAGUGGAUUUAAUGCAGCUAAAUGCCUAUGAAAUGAUAAAUAACGAUCUUCUUAAGGAUCAAAGCAAAUCCCUUUACAUUUUGUAUGCGGAAGCAAGCUAUGUAGUUUCAAAAUAUUAUUACAGACAGUACAAUUAUAAAAAAGGAUUAUUGUUCAUCAAUGAAGCUAUUCAUAAAAUAGAACAUUUGCCAGGAGAAGACUUUACUUCAUAUGAACUUAGUAUGUGGCUGGCAUAUUUGAGAGACAGUCAAAUUCAAAUUGUACAAGAACUUGAAAAUUAUCACGAAUCUAUUAGUUACAUAGAUGGUCGUAGAAACGAAAAUUACCAAAAAGCUGUAGAGUUGUAUGAACAUUAUUUAUCAGAACCAAACUCGAAAUUGGAUGGUAAUAUGGAAUUUUUAAUCGGAAAAGAAUUACUUAAGUCUGUUGAUGCGCAUUUGCCAUUGGCUCUUCACUAUUCACUAGAGAGUAUAACAGAUAAUAUUGAUAAAGGAAUAAAAUCAUUAAGAAAUUAUGAUACACUACCCGAAGCAAACAAUCUUAUUGAAAGUCGAUUCAUUUUAGGAAAUAUUGAGAUGAAAAUAGGUAAAAAAGCAGAAGCUAAAAAAUGGUUCCUAAAAGCAAUUAAGUCACCCGUAAAGAAUAGUCAGGACAGAGCAAUUAACUAUGAAGUAAAGAAAACAUUUGAGAGAUUCUAUUCAGAUUUUUGGCCUACCAGUGAGAGAUAUUCAGAUUAUGAAAAUCAAGUGUUCAGUAGACUUGAUACUAAAAUAAUAAAAAAUUAUAGUAAUUUUUGGCCUAGUUUAUUAAAAAAAGAAAAUUUUAAUCCACAAGCAAUAUAUGACUUUGUUAGGACAGUGACGCUUUAUAAUUCAAUGUACAUUAAUGAACAAAAUCCAAAUAGUGCUACUGAAGAUUUGAUAAAUGAAGGCAUUAGCGCAUUAAAAAAGAUUGAACACCUUGCCCCUUCACGUGAUUAUUACAAGUGGUUAACAGUGCUAUCGGGAGCAAAAUGCUACAAUGCAUCAAAGAGUAGAGCUAAUCUGGAAUUAAGAACAAAUCUUAAAAAUGCUAUUUUAUUAGAUUCUGAUAAUACCGAUCCACAUUUAACUUACUUGUAUGGAAAAUACGUAUGUCAGACUAGUUUAAAUCCUGAUGGCACUGAUAUAGUAUCCAAUGUUGGGUGGAAUUUUAAAUCUGAAAAAAAAGAACAAAAUAAAUAUUUGAAUUCUUGUAUAAAACAAAUGGAAAAAUUAGAUAAUGUUGUAUCUCCAUAUAUUAAUGUCAUUGAUAAGAAUAAACUUCUGGCUGAAGCUUAUUGGAAUAAAAAUCAACAUGAAAAGGCAAUAAACUUACUUGAAAAAACUAUUUUUAUAACAUCUGUUGUAAGCGCCGAGGAUAGAUGGUAUAACUUUUUAGUACAAGAGCUUUUAGGACAUUAUCAAGCUGAAAAAUUUAAUGAACGAAGACAUAUUAAUCCAGCCAAAAGUAUCCAUCAAAUAAAUUUAUCCACACCGAUUUAGAUAAUAUAUAAAAUAAAUUUUAAGUAUGAUAAUAUUAAAUUUUGAAUUGAAUUUUAUAUAAAAAUUAAAUUUCUGAUUGUAAAAUAAAAUUUAUGUAAAAUUGAAAAGCUGCACUUUUGUUAAUUUAAAUUUUUAACAUAUAUGUUAUUCAAUCUAUUACUAUUGUUUGCUAA